Molecule: messenger RNA, 2410 nt
Organism: Triticum urartu
Lineage: Eukaryota; Viridiplantae; Streptophyta; Magnoliopsida; Poales; Poaceae
Product: Rhodanese/Cell cycle control phosphatase superfamily protein
Biological process (GO): cellular response to calcium ion; de-etiolation; regulation of stomatal closure
Source: RefSeq, a predicted model, not a curated record
AUGCAGCCUCCAAGCUGUGAGCUUCACCGUUCCAACCUGCUCGUCCACGCGCAGCCACACCUACCGUCGAACGUCAGACCGGAACGGCGGAGCCACCCAACAACAGCGACCGCGGUGACCGGAAAACGACCGGAGCAACGAGGGAGCCGAGCGUAUGUGGCACACGGCGCGCCGGGACGGGUCCACCUCCCAACCCCCGACGCCGGCGAGCCACACGCCCGCGCGCACGGUGCCCCAGCACCAAUCCGCGCAAUCCCGCGCGCACGAUGCUGCAGAUCACCGAAUCCCGGCGUCGCACCGGCUCCACACACCCCGGAUCGAGCGCCUCUUCCACACACGCGCGCGCCCAACCACCACCCCACUCGUGAACUGUGCCCGCCCCCGCCCCGCGCGCCAUGGCCACACCCGUCUGAUGCCACCACCCCUCCCGCCAUGCUGCCCUUCUGCUCCUCCGCCGCGCCCACCCCAUGCUCCCCGCUCUGCCCGGUGACCGCCGGCGCGCGGGCGCUGCGGAGGGUCGAGGCCGGCGCGCUCAGGCCCUUCGCCGCCGACCCGCUCGUCGCGCAGGCGGUGCCUGACCGCCCGCUCUUCUCCGACUCCGCCAUCGUCUCCCCCUACGCCACCGCGCCGGACGACAUCGUGCGGGGGUUCGCCUCCGCCGCCGAGCUGCCCGACCCCCUCUGGCGCGCUGGGGUUGACCCGCCGCUGAUGCCCGUCGACCUGGCCGCGGACGCUGUGGUCGGCGCGGUCACCGACGAUGCCGCGCAGCAGGCCCUGAUGGACGCGGAGAUGCCCACCACGUUCCCGGCCGACGCCACCGGCGUCGAGGAGUCCGUGGCCAGGUUCAUCGACAAGCUCAGCAAGCAGAUAUUCCAGGCGGAGGACGCGCUCACCGAAGGCUACGACAAGCUCAGGCUGUCGGCGUACGACGCUCUCGGGGCCUACAGGAAGGCGAUAAGGGGCGUCGCUGGUGGCAUCACCUCCUCGGUGGCUGCCACCAAGAAGCAGGCCGCCGGUGGGGUCCCGGACGUUCCCGGUGCAUUUGAAGAUAAGGUGGCCGGAGCUGGCGCCGUGGCGGCUGAUGUUCUUAGGAAGGCAAUUGUUGUUGCAGAGGAUUCACUGGGCAGUGCAACCACGUCCCUCGUAUACUACUAUGGCUCGGCCAAGUCGUCGUUGCCACCAAAUGUCAAAGAUUUGCUGAACUCAUCCGAGGAGAAAGCUAGCAUAGUAUUGCGACCAAUUGGAAGUGCCCUUCAACAGGUAUACAUUAUCAUCGAAGGCAUCGGAAAGAAUGUUGGUUUGAACCCAAGUGACCCAAUUGUUCAAUUAGCAGUUUUGCUUGGAGGUUCAACAACAAUAGGGAUAUCUUACUGGCUCUUCGCAUAUGGUGGUUAUUCUGGAGACUUGUCACCUGAAUCGACAUUGGAGUUAUUGAAAAGUGAUGGCAAAGCCGUACUUGUUGAUGUUCGGCCUGAGGACUUGAGGGUGAAAGAUGGAAUUCCUGACCUACGCCGUGCAGCUAGAUCUAAAUAUGCAAGUGUUGCUUCGCCUGAGAUCAAAGGUCCAACAAAGAAGCUACUUAAAGGUGGAAAUGAAGUUGAUGAUGCUUUGGUUGCAGUUGUAAUCCGCAACUUGAAGUUGGUUAAGGGUGAUUCAAAGGUCAUCAUUAUGGAUGCUAAUGGAACCCGAUCAAAGUCCAUUGCUAGGCUACUGAAGAAGCUUGGUGUGCAGCAACCUUACCUGGUUAAAGGUGGUUUCCAAUCUUGGGCAAAGAAUCUUCGUGUGAAAGAACUGAAACCUGAGACUGCAUUGACAGUAAUAAAUGAGGAUGCCGAGGAAAUCCUAGAAGGCAUAAAGCCCACCCCUACACUUGUCUUUGGAUCUCUUCUGGGCCUCUCAGCAGUGACUUAUGCUUUGCUAGAAUGGGAGACGACUUUGCAGUACAUCGGUGUUCUUAGUCUUGGGUUGACAAUCUACCUGCGGUUCUCUACGUACGAGGGUUCGGAGGAUUUUCUGCAAGACCUAAAGCUGUUGCUGUCCCCACUAAGAGUGGGCGCGGAAGCGUUCUCGUGGGCAGCUAAGAAGCUAGAGCCGAACAAGAUUGGCCUGGCGACGUCCCCCUCCACGACGGCGGUGCAGGACCGAGUUCUCAAAGCGGCAGCGAAGCACGAAUCGAAGCCGUCUGAUGCGGAGGAGUCCACCAAGACAGACAGUUUUGCCUCCGAAGCAUGAGAAGCUCCCUGUGAGCGUGUGAACUGGAUCCGUAGCCACUUCGCCGUCAGUCUGGUGAAUUGAUGUUUUUGAUGUUAGUAAUGGUACCAUGAGCCGCCGUGACGACGACCGGCAUUGUAAAUUUAUAAGCAGCAGUUUAUAUUACACUUGUUAGCAGAAGUCUUCAGUCAUUGGUCCA